AUGUGUGGCUCAUGUGCAAAUGAAAAUGCGCUCAAAGCAAUUUUUGCUUGGCAUGCAAAUAAGAAGCGUGAUGGAAAACCAUUUAGCACAGAAGAUCUGAAAUCAUCAAUGUAUAAUAAAGCACCAGGGUGUCCAACUGUUUCAAUAAUGUCAUUUAAAGGAGGAUUUCACGGACGAACACUUGGUGUCCUGUCUUGUACUCAUUCUAUGCCGAUUCAUAAAGUUGAUUUUCCAAGCUUUGACUGGCCGAUAGCAUCUUUUCCAAGAUACAAAUAUCCAUUGAAGGAAAACGAACGAGAAAACCAAAAAGAAGAUGAGCGAUGUCUAGCUCAUAUCGAAGAAUUGUUUCAUGAAUAUGAAUCAAAACAGAAACCAGUAGUUGGUGUUUUAGUCGAACCCAUUCAAAGUGAAGGCGGUGAUGUUCAUGGAAGUCCCAGUUUUUUUCAAAAACUUCAAAAGAUUACUAAACAGAAUAAUGCAGCAUUAGUUAUUGAUGAAGUGCAGACAGGUCUUGGUGCAACAGGAAAAUUUUGGGCGCACGAACAUUUUAGUUUACCUGACUCACCUGAUAUAGUUACAUACGCAAAAAAAUUUCAAACAGCUGGUUAUUUCGCUAAAGCCGAGUUUCAACCAAAACAGCCUUACCGCAUAUUUAAUACUUGGAUGGGAGAAACAGCAAAAUUGUUAGUACUUGAUGCUAUUUUAAAAACUGUGAAUCAAGAAAAUUUACUUGAAAAUGUGAGAAAGACUGGCAAUAUUCUAUUAAAUGGCUUAAAACAUUUAAGUGAGCAGUAUCCACAAUUAAUUCUUAAUGUUCGUGGACGUGGAACAUUUUGCGCGUUUGAUAUGCCAAAUACAACAAUCCGCGAUAAGUUUCUGGUUCAAAUGAGGAAUACUGGUAUUCAAAUGGGAGGAUGUGGCACGGUAACUGUACGCUUUCGUCCCGCAUUAAUUUUUGCUGAAAAACAUGUCAAUAUUGUUCUUGAUAAAUUAUUUCAAGUAGCUAAGAAUUAUUAA
Molecule: messenger RNA, 1017 nt
Organism: Adineta steineri
Lineage: Eukaryota; Metazoa; Rotifera; Eurotatoria; Adinetida; Adinetidae
Source: the annotation of a GenBank genome assembly